Zonotrichia leucophrys gambelii is the source of this 627-nucleotide messenger RNA. It is a transcript of the gene GON7, whose product is annotated as GON7 subunit of KEOPS complex. Lineage: Eukaryota; Metazoa; Chordata; Aves; Passeriformes; Passerellidae. The transcript is spliced from 2 exons. Bases 101 to 478 code for a protein of 125 amino acids. Gene Ontology annotation, cellular component: EKC/KEOPS complex. The record is from RefSeq and is a predicted model, not a curated record.
GGAAUGGCGCGCGCCCCACGUGACCGUGGGCGGUGUGUCACGGCGGGGCGGGGCGGCCCGCACGUGACCGGCGGGGCGGGCACAUGAGCGGCUGGCGGUGAUGGCGGAGCUGGCGGCCGAGACGGGGCCCGAGCCGGGCCCGGGGCGCGAUCUGGUGGCGGAGCUGCGGGGCCGCGACGGGCGGACGCGGACGGUGCGGGUGCCGUACCCGGCGGCGGCGGAGGGCGAGGCCGCCCAGCUGCGCGGGCUGCGGGCGGCCCUGAGCGAGCUGCAGGAGCGGGUGGUGGAGCUGCUGGCGCCGCUGGUGCAGGAGGAGCGGGCGGCUGCGGGCGGCGCGCGGCGCGGUGCUGGCGGGGAUGACGGCGACGACGACUACGAUGACGAGGAGGAGGAUGAAGGCGAAGACGAAAACAACGUGGACGCGGCGGCGAGCGGCGAUGACCCUCCCGUGAAGCGGACGAAGGUGCAGCAGCCGUGAGGGCGGCGCUGGAGGCCGGGCCUGUGCCCGGACAGGCUCUACCGACUGUACCGACUGUAAGUGUCCCGGGCCCGCUGCACGGAGCCGCUCCCGUGGCGCUGCUCCUCCCGUUUAAAUGCGAAAUGUCCAUCCCGACACUGCUUUAAUAC